CGAUGUAGUUCAAACUCAUGUUAAUUAUUGAAAAUACGCCAGAGACCCUCGGUAACGCUGUGCUAAUCCUAUGACUUCACUGCAAUUUUCCAAGGACUUAUUAGAUCCCACAAUGGGGUGGUAACGAACCCGCAAUUCAUGGUGUCCGGGCGCUGCAUUCUGUCAAAGUGUUGGGUAUGCUACUGCCUGCUACCAGCGUUUGACUCCUGGACUAUAUUACGGCGCCGGACUUCUCUAAACCUUCAGAAUUGUGCUGAUUUGUAAUCAUCUCCACAUCCAUGAUGGCUGCACCAGCGCUGGCCAACCUUCUAACGGAAGCCGUUCGUCAGAUUGCAGAGUUUAUCUAUCUGGAGCACCUACCUAGUCUGAGCUCGUUCGCAUUGAUCUAUAAGACCUGCCACGCCGCUGCCACGACAUGGAGAUUGCGGGAUAUUCACCUCAAGAUCAUCAGCCGCGAACAGCUACGUCGCGAUGUUACACAUUAUUUAGGUAUCAUCAAUCGGAACCAGAAUCCAAAGCACGUUCGAUGGGUGGAGAUCAAAGGCGAGAUGCCGCGUAAGCAGGAGGACGAACAACACACCGAAGCUCCCGGCUAGACGCUUAACAACAAAACCUGAAUAGGAUCUGACGAGGUUUUUGGCGGAAGCGAGAGUGAAAUCUUCGUUGCAAAUGGCACAAAAGAUGGGGCCUGGACAGCAUUUGUGG
This is a messenger RNA of Truncatella angustata, 705 nucleotides long. RefSeq lists its product as uncharacterized. Bases 279 to 596 code for a protein of 105 amino acids. The transcript has a single exon. NCBI's taxonomy places the organism in Eukaryota, Fungi, Ascomycota, Sordariomycetes, Amphisphaeriales, Sporocadaceae. The record is from RefSeq and is a predicted model, not a curated record.